Mollisia scopiformis is the source of this 915-nucleotide messenger RNA. RefSeq names its product acid phosphatase/Vanadium-dependent haloperoxidase. Gene Ontology annotation, biological process: phospholipid metabolic process. The transcript is spliced from 5 exons. Gene Ontology annotation, molecular function: phosphatidate phosphatase activity. The record is from RefSeq and is a predicted model, not a curated record. Bases 1 to 915 code for a protein of 304 amino acids. NCBI's taxonomy places the organism in Eukaryota, Fungi, Ascomycota, Leotiomycetes, Helotiales, Mollisiaceae.
AUGCCUCGCAAUGGAAGAUCUCCAACUGGAGGUCUUGCUUCUCGAACAGGUUGGAUAGGAUCCGUUGCCAGGUUUUGGGAAAAAACUUAUGCCCCGGAUUAUGUAGGGCUGGCGCUGCUUCUAUCAGCAUAUAUCCUGCUCGUCUUCUUUGUUGAACCUUUCCAUCGAAUGUUCUUCAUCAACAAUAUCAAUAUACAAUAUCCGCAUGCUGCGGUAGAGCGUGUUCCAGUUCCCUGGAAUAUUGCGUACGCUGGAGGCCUACCUUUCAUAUGCUUGGUCGUUUGGCUUUCCGCUUCAAAAGCUUCACUUCACAAAUUCCAUGUGACAAUUCUAGGUUUCUUGAUAAGCAUCUUCCUGACACUGUUCAUUACAGAUACCAUCAAGAACGCAGUGGGACGACCUCGACCGGACUUGAUAUCUCGGUGCAAGCCAGCAGCUGGAACCCCAAAGGACGUCCUUGUCACCAUCGAUAUAUGCACAGAAUCGGAGCAUCACAUACUACAUGAUGGAUGGAGAAGUUUCCCAUCGGGACAUUCCUCCUUUGCAUUCAGCGGUCUCGGGUUCCUGGCCUUGUUCUUUGCUGGACAGAUGCACGUCCUGCGCCCUAGAACAGAUCUUUCAAAAGCGUUGCUGGCUAUCGCCCCUUUACUGGGAGCUGCUAUGAUCGCUAUUAGUCGCUGCGAAGAUUAUCGACAUGAUGUUUAUGACGUUACUUGCGGCUCCAUCCUCGGAAUGGGUAUCGCAUACUUCUCAUAUCGAAGAUACUACCCACGAUUGCGAACACAAAAAUGUGACCAGCCAUAUCAGUCUCGCGAAGCGAGUUUCAAUGAGGGGUUUGGGAAGAUAAAGAAUGAUGAGGAGAACACCAGGUCUCCUAGAGACUUUGAACUGAGCGACGAAGAGGAUGCACAAUAA